Messenger RNA from Verticillium nonalfalfae, 1047 nucleotides. RefSeq lists its product as uncharacterized. Gene Ontology annotation, molecular function: hydrolase activity, hydrolyzing O-glycosyl compounds. The record is from RefSeq and is a predicted model, not a curated record. Bases 1 to 1047 code for a protein of 348 amino acids. Lineage: Eukaryota; Fungi; Ascomycota; Sordariomycetes; Glomerellales; Plectosphaerellaceae. The transcript has a single exon. Gene Ontology annotation, biological process: carbohydrate metabolic process.
AUGUCUUCCUUUGGCAUGAAGUCUCUCUUCGUUGGUUUCCUGGUCACCAGCGUAGUCCAAGGUGUUGUCUGCGAAACAGCCUCAACACUCAGGGCAGAAGCCGCCAAGAAAGACAUCCUCAUCGGUUCCGGGGCGAUCAACCCAUCUUACCUCGACGAACCUCAGUUCGCGGCCAUCCUGGCCAAGCAAUUCAACAGCCUGUCCCCCGAAAAUGAAAUGAAAUGGAAUUUUAUCUCCCCAACCAUUGGAAACUACGACUGGCCGUUACUCGACCGCCUUGUCGACUUUGCUGAAGCGAACGGCAUGGUCGUUAAAGGCCACGGCCUCAUCUCAAGCUGUUGCAAUCCGGAUUACGUCACGGCAAUCACCGACCCGGAUGCCCUCCGCGCGAUCAUGACGCGGCAUUUUGAAGCCCUCAUGCACCGCUACCGUGGAAAAAUGGAUCGCUGGGACGUGGUCACUGAAGGCAUGAUGACAAUGGGCGGCGGUUUGAAUCCGCAAGUCCAUUUUUUCAAGGUGCUUGGACCUGGCUACAUCGCUGAAGCCUUCCGCAUCGCCCACGCCGCGGACCCGAACGCCAAGCUUUUUAUCAACGAGAACCUAGUGGAAACGAUCCCCGCCAAGCGCCAGGAGUUCUACAAGGUCGUCUCCGGCCUCGUGGCGGACAGCGUGCCCAUUCACGGCGUUGCGCUACAGAUGCACCUGACCGAGGUCGGUCCUGAGCCGGGCGUGAUUCGGGAGAUUGUUGACUCGUACACUAGCCUCGGGCUUGAGGUCACAGUUGCAGAGAUGGACGUCCACUCACUCAACACCACCCUCGUGACGGAGAUCUACGGAUCUGUCAUGGAGGACAUCUUGGACUCCGGCAUUACCGAUAUCAGCUUCUGGGGCUUCACAGAUAAGCACGCUUUCACGUGGGUCGAGGGCGCGAAGCCGUUGAUGUUCGACGAGGAGUACAAGCCCAAGGGGGCUUUCUUCGCCACCCACUCCGCUCUGGUGGACUUUGUGAAUGAGCCAUCAAUCUCAAGGCAAAUUGCAAUGAGUUGA